AUGGUGACUACGUGGCGUUGGAUAUGGAUUCUUAUAUUACUUAUAGGUGAAUGGCUUGUUUUUCGUUUAGCUGUAACAAGAUGUCCAUGGCCAGCUCCUUCUACCUCUUUAGACUCCAACGCUCCUGAACGAGUUCUCUUGAUUGCCGAUCCACAAGUGACUGAUGCUUAUUCUUACGAUAGACAAGGUGUUUUACUUUGGUUAACAGAAUUCUAUAGUGAUCUUUAUAUGCAACGUAGCUAUCAACAUGUGACAAGACAAAGGCAACCUGAUAAAAUUGUAAUCCUUGGUGAUCUAAUGGAUGGUGGAAGAGAAUGGGAUGACCAAGGGUUCAAAACACAACUGGGACGAUUCUACAAGAUCUUCAACCAACAAACCAAGACGUUAUAUAUGAGCGGUAAUCAUGAUAUUGGGAUUCGUGACGGUAUCCAACCUCAUAUCUACGAACGAUUCCAACAAGAAUUUGGACCAAGCUCAUCCAUUCAUUCUUUGGCAUACAAUCAUACCCUGGUGAUCAUCGAUACCGUUACACUCACAAAUACACAACCAUCCAUCCGACAAGACGCCUUGGCAAUAUUGGACCAAAUAGCGCAUACCAAUAAGAUAGGACAACGGGUAUUGAUGACACAUGUUCCUUUAUAUCGACCUGAACAAACCUCUUGUGGUCCAUUACGAGUACAAUCACGACCUUUUAUCUAUCAAGGUUAUGGACACCAAUACCAAAAUCUGAUGGAGCAUGAUAUCUCUCAAGCCAUUCUUGAACAAGUCCAACCUGAGCUUGUGUUUUCGGGUGAUGAUCAUGAUUUUUGCAAGGUGACACACAAGUACAAAAAGGAUGAUUUAUUGGCUUUGGAAUAUACCGUACCGACGUUUAGUAUGUCUCAAGGUGUACGACAACCUGGUUAUAUGUUAUUACAAGCAACAGAGCAAUCUUUGGUCCCGCAAUUAUGUUGGCUACCUGAUCAAUUGGGGAUCUUUAUCAUGUAUGGUUUCCUGGCUGGUGUCACCAUGAUCUUGUCCUUCAUCAGCCAUAUUUAUUCUCUUAUUGUCAAAAGAAGAAUGAAACGAAUGAAAAAGAAUGAUGAAGAACAAGUCUUGGAUGUGGAUUCAACAAUGACUACGACUUCUUUACUAUAUGGAACUGUAUUACUUACUCUAUCGGAUAUCAAAGAGGUGGCACUGGUUGCUUUCCCAUUCUAUCUUUUUUGUAUACUCUUAUUAUGA
This is a messenger RNA of Halteromyces radiatus, 1224 nucleotides long. Its product is annotated as Metallo-dependent phosphatase-like protein. The record is from RefSeq and is a predicted model, not a curated record. Gene Ontology annotation, biological process: GPI anchor biosynthetic process. Bases 1 to 1224 code for a protein of 407 amino acids. NCBI's taxonomy places the organism in Eukaryota, Fungi, Mucoromycota, Mucoromycetes, Mucorales, Cunninghamellaceae. Gene Ontology annotation, molecular function: hydrolase activity. Gene Ontology annotation, cellular component: endoplasmic reticulum. The transcript is spliced from 3 exons.